AUGGCCUGGGAACCGCAUCAAGAUGACCAGGGCAGAGUCUACUAUUACAAUUCAGUGACGCGGCAGAGUACUUGGGAGAAGCCAGAUGAGCUACUUACUCCGCUCGAGAUAGCCCUUAAGAGAACGGGAUGGACCGAGUAUGAGACUGAUGAUGGCGCCAAAUACUGGAAUAAUGACGCUUCUGGUGAGAGUGUGUGGGAACUGCCAGAGGAUAUCAAGAAACUGGAAGACGAGAUCAAAAACAAACGCAGUGAAGAUCGCACAGAGUUGGCAAAUCUGCCGGUAGGACCAAGUGCUGCUAAUAGAAUCCCAGCUGGAAUUGUUAGUGGUGGUGCUCCAGGUGCUGGAAUUUCUGUCAGUGGUACAAGUGUAUCAGGUGCGUCAGGUGUCUCGCAGAUUCCAUUGUCUUCAAAUAAUAAAUUUCCGAGCCAGAGUGCUGUUCAUCCAGACAGAGUCGAAUAUCUGCGCAAGAAUCUCGAGGGUCAAGAUCCCAUGCAAGCAGCUGUAGAGGAGUAUCGAAACGCAUUGAGAAGAGCAGGUGUUGACAAGAUUUGGUCAAAUCCUGAAGCUGGUGACAACCAGGAAGAAACUCACGAAAAGGAAAACCAGAAUGGUUCACGAAACGACGACCGCGACCGACAAAACGAAGAUGAUAGAAAUGGAAGUGGUUAUAGGGAAGACAGAGAAGGAAGAGAGAGACGCGAUGGACGAGAAAGAACAAAUGGCUCGGGAGAGAGAACAAGAAAGAGCCAUAUGAAAAGUUUGAAGGAGCAGGUGUUUGCUCGUCCUACUUUUAUGCCCUGGAACGAGGCCGUGAAAGUCCUCAUCACGGAUCCUGGAUACUGGGUGAUUCGUGAUCCAGCAGACCGUAGAAAGCAUUUUGACGAGUUCAUCAGCGAAGUCACUAAUAAAUACCAGACUGAACGUCUGGAACAGUGGACCUCGGUGAUAAAAAGCAUGUCUGACGUACUAGCAAAUGGUAAGUACAGUCGUAGAAUCAAGUACUAUUCGACAUGGGCCACUUUUAAAGAUGAUCUGAAUCGAGAAGCGCCAUUCCAACAAGCUCUCGAGUACUUUCCAGGAGAUUUCGGGUCGAGACUCCAGCGAUUUGUAUUUCAUAAACGAUUGCAAGAACUUCGCAAGCAGCGAAAUGCGGACGUAGAAGCUAGUAAAACCCAAGAAUUACGAGUACUCCGAGAUCAGUUCUCAAAACUACGUGUCGACUACAGCUCACGUUGGGAAGAUGUGUUUAGUUCUCUACAAAAAAGUGGUGUUUUAUCCGCAAAAAUACACCAUCUUGAUAAUCUCGAUAUUCUCGAGGGUUAUGAGGAGUAUAUGAAGACUAUUGAAAGAGAAGAAAAUGAAAAGCUACGAGACUUGAAGAAACUUCGGUAUAGACAAGAACGAAAGAAUCGUCAAAACUUCAUUCUAUUGUUACAAGAAUUAAAACAAAAAGGCCAGCUCAAUGUGCAUUCCAAGUGGGCAAAAGAGAAUGAUGACGAUACAAAAGCCAUUUUCCCACUUAUCAAGGACGACCCCCGGUAUAUUAAUUUGUGUGGUCAGCCUGGAUCCACACCUCUAGAGCUGUUCUGGGAUACAAUUGAAGAAGAAAAACGUAAAAUCAACCUCAACCGAGAACUCGUUAUUGAUAUUAUAUCAGCCACUCGAAGCAAUAUGCCCACUUCACUCGAAGAAUUCGAACAACUUCUGAAAUCCGAUCCUCGUGGUGGCCAGAUCCCUGCUGAACUGCUGCAGGACGUUUAUAAGAGCUUGAAAGAAAAGGGUAUCGACUAUUCUUCUUCAUCCCUCUCUCGACGAGAUCACGAUACUGAUCGGAUUCGUGGUCGGGAACGGUCACGAGACCGCGAUCGUGAUCGUGACCACGGCAGAAACAGAGAUCGUGAUCGUGACCGUGACCGUGGAGGAGAAUAUGAUUCUUAUGCGAAAUCGUCGUCUCGCAGAGAUAGGUCACGAUCUCGAGAACACCGUUCACAUUCGCAUCGAGACCGCGAUGCGCAUGACCGGGACCACGAGCGGUCAUAUUCACGUCGUGACCGGUCUCGGUCUCGGUCCCGUAGCAGCUACUCACGAUCACGUCGCGAGUCUAGAUCACACUCACAAUCCCACCACUCGGACGACGACCGAUUCCGAGCUGCUCGAAGUCACAAACGACACACCAUGGAUUUCUACGACGCUCUCGAUGCUCUACGACCGAGAAUUGUCCUGGAAGAUACCUGGAAAACCAUCCAGCCCCGUGUCGAAUCGCUGCCUGAAUACAAACCACUCGACGAAUCCGAAUGCCGCAGCAUCUUCGACUCGUACCUCCGUCGUCUCGAACGAGCCAACGCACCACGACCACCUCCACCUCGCCGAGACCGUCACCAACGAGACCUCGAACGCGUGUCCCACAACGAAGACCUCCGCAACCGGCCCUCGGGCCGCGGUCUCGACAGCGGACCCAUCCUCGACUACUAA
Molecule: messenger RNA, 2475 nt
Organism: Sugiyamaella lignohabitans
Lineage: Eukaryota; Fungi; Ascomycota; Dipodascomycetes; Dipodascales; Trichomonascaceae
Gene: PRP40
Product: Prp40p
Exons: 1
Coding region: 1-2475 (824 amino acids)
Biological process (GO): mRNA cis splicing, via spliceosome
Cellular component (GO): U2-type prespliceosome; U1 snRNP
Molecular function (GO): RNA binding; protein binding
Source: RefSeq, a predicted model, not a curated record